AUGAGUCAAUCUAAUGAUCCUAAACAAGAAAGUAGUUUUAGAAAAACACGAAAUGUUCAAGCAAAUCAACAGUCAGUAUUUCUUGCACUUAUUAAUAAAUAUUUUACAAUUACUUUAAUUUCACCAAAAAAAAGAUCAACAGUUGCACAACAAAUGGUUACAAUUCAAAAUAUUCAAUACAAAGAUGAUAUAGUUGAAGUAGAAGAAUUUAUUAUAAGGAGAUUAAAAGAAAUUAAUGUAAGAGAUAUUUCAAAUGGUGUUAGUUCAAAAACAGCGUCAAGACGUUGGGAAAAUAAUAAAAUAGCAGAAAUUAAUAAUUUAUUAAUAGAUAUCUUAAAAGAAUUGGGAUAUUCUUUUAAUUCUAAAUUAACUAAUGGAAAGUCUACUACAGUUAAAAAUGAAAUUGUUUCUUCUAUUCUUUUUAAUGGUAAAUUAAUAUUAACUUCUGAACAAAUUAAUAUUCAUGGAAAAUCUCUUAAUAACUCUUUAAAUUCCCUCUUCGUUGAUAAUAAAAUUAUUACUUUAAACAGAAAUGAUCCAUUUUUUAAUGACUUCUUCGCUUUAACUUAA
Molecule: messenger RNA, 570 nt
Organism: Entamoeba histolytica HM-1:IMSS
Lineage: Eukaryota; Evosea; Mastigamoebida; Endamoebidae
Exons: 1
Coding region: 1-570 (189 amino acids)
Source: RefSeq, a predicted model, not a curated record